Molecule: messenger RNA, 3478 nt
Organism: Cuscuta campestris
Lineage: Eukaryota; Viridiplantae; Streptophyta; Magnoliopsida; Solanales; Convolvulaceae
Source: the annotation of a GenBank genome assembly
AUAGCCUUUAGUGUUAGCGUUUUCAAAAUUAAUUUGCAUCCUUAAAAUUUUAUUUAAUGGAAAACACUGUUCCUGUGGAAAGCCGUGCGGGAAGGUGAGAAUGGGGAACCAAAAUGGGUGGUGGGGGCGGCGUAAGCUGCAACCGUGCAAUUGGUGGGAAAAGCCCGGCGGGGCCUUUGGAUUCCAAUUUUUCUCGGGAUUCUUCUCCCCUCCGCCGGAAAAAGCCGAGCUCGCGGCCGCGCAUCACCGAGCUUUGUCCUGCUUCCCGCUUCUUCGCCCUCAGCCGCACCAAAUAUUUUGAGGUUGGAGUCAAGUACCUGGUGAAAGUUGAUUUUUCUGCAAAAAAAUCUAUUUAGAAGAUUUUUUGGGUUAUAUAUUGAGUGACAGCAUUGGAGUUCAAAGGUUAAGAGAUGGAAGCUGAUGGGAAUGGUGUUCUGAAAACACCACUGCUGCAGGAUCCGGAUGACGUGAGAAUCACUAUUCAUCCGACAAAUGCUGAUACUUAUAAGAAAGUUAGGACUCUCACAUUCAAAAUAGGCGGCAUAACGUGUGCAUCUUGUGCUACAUCGAUAGAAACUGCAGUGGGAGGGCUAGAUGGGGUUCAAAGCAUUAUGGUGUCUCCUCUCCAAGGCCACGCUGUUGUUAAAUUUGUUCCAGAACUUAUCAGUGCAAUGAAGAUAAAAGAAGCCGUGGAAGAUGCGGGCUUUGAGGUUAAUGAGUUUCCUGAAGAUAAUGCUGUAUGUCGGAUCAGAAUUAAAGGAAUGGCUUGCACAAGCUGUUCCGAAUCUGUUGAGCGAGCACUUUCAACGGCUGAAGGAGUAAAGAAAGCUGUUGUUGGUUUAGCUCUUGAAGAAGCUAAAGUCCACUAUGAUCCAAACCUUACCGACACUAACCAUAUCGUUGAGAUAAUAGAAGAAGCUGGCUUUGGAGCUGAACUGAUAAGCUCAUGCAGCGAUUCAAGUAAAAUACAUUUUAAAGUAGAAGGAGUUGAUGCUCUGGAUCAGUGGAGUGAAGUUAAACUUUCACUUGAGUCUUCGGAAGGUGUAAGUCAAGUUGAAAUUGACUUUCAAGAGCAUGUACUGACAAUUAAUUAUGAACCGGAUACAAUUGGUCCUCGAACUCUUAUUCAGUGCAUCAAAGAUUCUGGUCAUGGAGGUGAUUCUUAUCAUGUGAGCCUGUACACUCCACCCAGGGGGCGUGAAACAGAGAGAGAACGUGAAACCCAAAUGUAUAAGAAUCUAUUUCUAUAUAGCUGCAUAUUUUCAGUUCCCAUAUUUGUUUCCUCUAUGGUGCUUCCAAUGGUUCCACCCUAUGGGAAUUGGUUAGACUAUAAAGUUGUCAAUAUGCUCACAGUUGGGGUACUUCUAAGAUGGGUUCUUUGCACUCCCGUGCAGUUUAUAAUUGGCCGAAGGUUUUAUGUGGGAUCAUAUCAUGCACUUAAGCGACAGUCUUCAAAUAUGGAUGUUCUAGUGGCAUUGGGCACCAACGCUGCAUACUUCUAUUCUGUAUACAUAAUGAUAAAAGCUUUGACUUCACAUUCAUUUGAGGGACAAGAUUUCUUCGAGACCAGUGCCAUGUUGAUUUCCUUUAUUCUUUUGGGAAAAUAUCUUGAGGUUCUGGCCAAAGGGAAGACAUCUGAUGCUUUGGCAAAGCUAACUGACCUUGCUCCUGAAACAGCCUACCUAUUGACACUGGAUGGAGCUGGAAAUGUCAUAUCGGAAAUUGAAAUGAGUACUCAGCUAAUACAGAAGGGCGACAUACUUAAAAUUGUCCCAGGUGCAAAGGUUCCUGUUGAUGGCAUAGUUAUUAAUGGUCAGAGUCAUGUGAACGAGAGUAUGGUCACAGGAGAAGCAAGACCAGUUGAUAAAAAAAUUGGUGAUAAGGUGAUUGGUGGAACUGUGAAUGAGAAUGGAUGCAUAUUGAUUAAGGCCACUCAUGUUGGUUCUGAGACUGCUCUUUCACAAAUUGUCCAAUUAGUUGAAGCUGCACAGCUUGCAAGAGCACCUGUUCAAAAGCUGGCUGAUCAGAUAUCGAGAUUUUUUGUUCCUACGGUUGUUGUAGCGGCAUUUGUGACAUGGGUGGCAUGGUUUAUCCCCGGAGCAUUGGGUUUGUAUUCCAAAAGCUGGAUACCAGAAGGCAUGGAUGCAUUUGAGCUUGCAUUGCAAUUCGGUAUAUCCGUGUUGGUGGUUGCAUGCCCGUGUGCUCUUGGAUUGGCUACUCCCACUGCAGUAAUGGUUGCCACAGGAAAAGGGGCCUCUCAAGGUGUUCUUAUCAAGGGUGGAAGUGCUCUUGAGAAAGCACAUAAGAUAAAGAUGGUGGUCUUUGAUAAGACUGGAACAUUGACAGUUGGAAAACCUGCUGUGGUUAGUGUUGUGCUUUUCGCCGGUUUUUCUAUGGAGGAGUUGUGUGAUUUAACUAUAGCUACGGAGAUGAAUAGUGAACAUCCGAUAGCAAAAGCCAUAGUGGAGCACGCAAAGAGCGUACGCCAAAAAUGUGGGACCCGAAAUGGACGCUUUCCGGAUGUUCAUGACUUUGAGGUGCACUUAGGAGCUGGAGUCAGUGGAAGAGUGGGAGACAGAAAAGUUUUAGUUGGAAACAAGAGGCUCAUGUGCUCUUUUCAUGUUCCGGUUGGGAAUGAGGUUGAGAAAUACAUUUCUGAGAACGAGCAGCUUGCUCGUACAUGUGUGUUGGUUGCCAUUGAUGGAAGAGUAGCUGGAGCCUUUGCUGUAACUGAUCCAGUUAAGCCCGAGGCUUCCCGUGUCGUAUCUUUUCUCCAAUCAAUGAAGAUCACAAGCGUCAUGGUGACCGGUGAUAACUGGGCAACUGCUAAUGCUAUAGCAAAGGAAGUUGGAAUCCAGCAUGUGUUUGCUGAGACUGAUCCCUUGGGAAAGGCAGAUAAAAUCAGGGAGUUGCAGUUAAGAGGUGGUGGCGUGGCAAUGGUGGGGGAUGGCAUAAACGACUCCCCGGCAUUAGUUGCAGCGGAUGUUGGCAUGGCAAUCGGCGCAGGCACAGAUGUAGCCAUUGAAGCUGCUGACGUGGUUCUCAUCAAGAACAAUCUAGAAGACGUGAUCACGGCCAUAGACCUUUCCAGAAAGACAAUGUCCCGCAUCAGGCUCAACUACGUGUGGGCACUGGGGUACAAUGUCCUUGGCAUGCCUGUGGCGGCGGGUGUGCUGUACCCCUUCGCCGGAAUCCGGUUGCCGCCUUGGCUUGCUGGUGCAUGCAUGGCUGCGUCGUCUAUCAGCGUCGUUUCUUCCUCUCUGCUUCUGCAGUCCUACAAGAAGCCUCUUUCUAUUCAAGGUUGAGUGCGUCGUCCACCACUAAUUUGUACAUGGCAUUAUAUGAUACCGAGGACACUCCCUUCGUUCUUAAACAACGGUCUAUUAUAACUUUUUUACACACAUGAAUGUGGACACACUGUAUGUCCUUGUUCAUUCAAAUUAAUGAACGGAUGGAGUAAUAUACUAUCUCGGUUUUC